UAUCAAGUUUGUCCCUUUUUAUAUAGCACAGAAACAUUCAUUUCUCACAACAACAAUUAAUUCUCUCUCUAUUUUUUUCUAUAUUGCACUAAAUCACACAACUCUAGUAAUAGUAUUCAUCAAAAACACAAAAAUUCUUAAUAUAAAUAAACUUUGAGUUUAUUGUUUCAAGACAAACACACUCACAAAAUAGAAAAAGAGAAAGAAAAUGGGUAGAGGAAGAAUUGAAUUGAAGAGGAUAGAGAACAAAAUUAACCGGCAAGUAACUUUCUCAAAAAGAAGAAAUGGUUUGCUCAAGAAAGCUUAUGAAUUAUCUGUUCUAUGUGAUGCUGAAGUUGCUCUUAUCAUUUUCUCUAGCCGUGGCAAACUCUAUGAAUUUGGAAGUGUUGGGACUUCCAAAACUAUUGAGCGAUACCAACGGUGCUCAUUUAAUCCACAACAAGAUGACCACCAAAUCGAUUGUGAAACACAGAGUUGGUACCAAGAGGUGUCUAAGCUGAAGGUUAAGUAUGAGGCUCUUCAAAAGACUCAGAGGCAGUUGCUUGGGGAAGAUCUUGGACCUUUGAACAUAAAGGAGCUGCAUAAUCUUGAGAAACAACUUGAAGGUGCUUUAGCACAAGCUAGGCAAAGAAAGACACAAAUUAUGGUUGAACAGAUGGAAGAGCUUCGCAAAAGGGAAUGCCAUUUAGGAGACAUGAACAAACAACUAAGACUCAAGCUUGAAAGCGAGGGAUUUAAUCUUAAAGCUAUGGGAAGCUUGUGGAGUUCUAAUUCAAUUGCUGGAAAUAGCAACUUUACCUUUCAGCCACCUCAAACCAACCCUAUGACUAUGAAUAUGGAUAUUCAAGCAGAACCCUUUUUGCAAAUAGGAUACCAACAGUAUGUUCAAGCUGAGGCAUCUAAUGUUUCAAAGAGCAUGGCUUGUGAGACUAACUUCAUGCAUGGAUGGAUCCUUUGAUAAAUUGAAUUAAUCAAGUAUAAGAUUUACCUACUGUUUAUAUGCCUUUAAGAUUUAUGUUUUGGCAAUAAUUAUUAUCAACACAAGAUUGUAUCUUUGUGGAAUGGCAAACUGCAGACUCCUAUAGUAUAUUUUUGUAAUUGGAUACAAAUAUAGAUAAUCGUCCUUUACUUAUAUUUAAAAUAAUAUUUUUUGUUUGUUGGA
Trifolium pratense (red clover) is the source of this 1162-nucleotide messenger RNA. RefSeq names its product agamous-like MADS-box protein MADS3. The transcript is spliced from 8 exons. Gene Ontology annotation, biological process: positive regulation of transcription by RNA polymerase II. Bases 209 to 958 code for a protein of 249 amino acids. The record is from RefSeq and is a predicted model, not a curated record. NCBI's taxonomy places the organism in Eukaryota, Viridiplantae, Streptophyta, Magnoliopsida, Fabales, Fabaceae. Gene Ontology annotation, molecular function: protein dimerization activity; DNA-binding transcription factor activity, RNA polymerase II-specific; RNA polymerase II cis-regulatory region sequence-specific DNA binding. Gene Ontology annotation, cellular component: nucleus.